AUGCGCAAGCGUUUUGCGACAGGGUUGACGGUAGGCGCGACGGCAGCAGUGGUGAUGCGCUGGAAGAAUCCUCUGGAGGAAGCGCUUCGAGGAUCCAAGGCUGUCGCUUGCAGGCGGCCACGCUACAGUGACGCUGAAGACAGCUCAGGGUCUUCUUCCUGCCAGCGCUGCCAUGCUAAGGCCCGGACUGCCUCCGCAUCUGGGGCCCUUGCUCUGUCUCCAACCGUGCCAACUCAGAGUCCACUCUUGACGACACCGCCACAUGGCCCUGCUCGCACCCAGGCACAGCUCCUGACCAGCUUUGCCAUCACAGAGGCCUGCUCCAGUCUCGUUGUUCCUGAUCUGCGACCUUGGCCGCAUCUGCUUUAUCACGAAGGCCGCACGUCAACACAAACUCCCAACCUGCACAACUGGAACCGUAGCUGUCGCCAUUUCUUGGGCGUCUUGCACUCCAUCCGACGCUUGCCCAUUGACGAACACCGCCCACCUGAGCUUAGCGAAGCUACCGAAGCUUCAGGUUCGGCUCGCAAGAUUGUCGGCUUGGCCAACUCAGGCUCGUCCUCAGGUGCAAGCACUGAAAUGCGAUGCACUCUGCCCCCACACAAGGAGCCUCUAGCGUUUCGUUCAUAUGGAGACUACGAGGCUCAUUACAGCAAGGAGCAUGUUUACAGAUGCGCUGAGUGCCACAAGAACCUGCCGUCUGCCCACUACCUGGGACUUCAUUUCGAGGAAUGCCACGACCCAUUCGCUGCUGUUAGGAGGGAUAAGGGAGAACACACUUAUUCUUGCUUCGCCGAGGACUGUAGUCGAAAAUGCAGAACGCCACAGAAGCGUCGCUUGCACGCCAUUGACAAACACAUGUUCCCCAAGAACUACUUCUUCGCUGUGACGAAAGAGGGCGUUGAUGGCAGAUCAUCACUCCUGCUAGGUCCUGGUCAUCAUCGACGGAAGUCUUCAGGCGCAAAUAGCACCCUCGCUUCAGCAGCACCUGGUCGAAGCCCGAGUGGGAAACCAUAUUCCCAAGCCAGCCGUGAUGGCGAGGAGCCUAGAACAGAUCCUGUAGAGCAGUCCGACCACGAUAUGGAAGACCUCACUGGAGCAAUGUCCUCUCUCCAGUUCGUUCCUACAAGCAUACGUUUUGGCCGAUCAGGGAAGAGGUCGGGCUUCGCGAAAAGAUGAGGGCCUGCCACAUGCAGCUUGAGGAAACUACUGUCUUCGGCGACAUACAGCAAUAUGUCAUAGGAAUGUCUACGAGAUUCAUGUGC
Microdochium trichocladiopsis is the source of this 1265-nucleotide messenger RNA. RefSeq lists its product as uncharacterized. Lineage: Eukaryota; Fungi; Ascomycota; Sordariomycetes; Xylariales; Microdochiaceae. The transcript has 4 exons. Bases 1 to 1179 code for a protein of 392 amino acids. The record is from RefSeq and is a predicted model, not a curated record.